This is a messenger RNA of Thlaspi arvense, 2152 nucleotides long. The record is from the annotation of a GenBank genome assembly. NCBI's taxonomy places the organism in Eukaryota, Viridiplantae, Streptophyta, Magnoliopsida, Brassicales, Brassicaceae.
GAAAAGGGCAAAAUGGGGAAUAUAGAAAAAAACGAAAUGUAGUUUUGAAAGUGCUACGAGAGAAGAAGGGAGGAGGAAAGGCAAAUGCAAAUACUAAUAUAUAAAACGGCCAUCUCAUCCACAUUUCUCUCUCACCCACCCUACAGACUUCCUCGCCCUUUUUUCUCUAUUCUCUCUACGCUCAAUUUUGUAUUUUAAUCAUUUAUUCCCCCAAAAAGUAUUGAGAAUCGCCAAAAAAAUCUGAAUUGGGAAAAAUUAUUGAAAAAAAAAAAGUUUUAAACAAAAAGAAAGGAGAUCGUGAGCCAGGGAGGCACAGCCGAAGAAGGAGAAUUUAGGGUUUGGAGACUCCGGACAAAUUGGCGUUACCUUUUGUAAUUUCUUCCUUCAUCUUACACCUGUGUCUUUGAGCGCUCUUCUCCUCGUCAUGGUGGCCACCUCUGCUACGUCGUCCUUCUUUCCUGUACCAUCUCCCUCGCUUGAUCCUAAUGGAAAGGGCAACAAGGUUGGCUCCACGAAUUUCGCCGGACUCGGUUCGACACCAAACUCUGGCAGGAUGAAGGUUAAACCGAACGCCCAGGCUCCACCCAAGAUAAAUGGGAAGAAGGUUGGUUUGCCAGGUUCAGUAGAGCUCUUGAAGACUGACACUGAGACCUCACAUCCCGCACCUAGAACCUUCAUCAACCAGCUACCUGACUGGAGCAUGCUUCUUGCUGCCAUCACAACGAUUUUCUUAGCUGCUGAGAAACAGUGGAUGAUGCUUGACUGGAAACCCAGGCGUUCUGACAUGAUUAUGGAUCCUUUCGGUUUGGGGAGAAUCGUUCAGGACGGCCUUGUCUUCCGUCAGAAUUUCUCCAUUAGGUCUUAUGAAAUUGGUGCUGAUCGCUCUGCAUCUAUAGAAACAGUCAUGAAUCAUUUGCAGGAAACGGCCCUCAACCAUGUUAAGUCUGCUGGACUGCUGGGAGAUGGGUUUGGUUCCACCCCUGAGAUGUUUAAGAAGAACCUGAUAUGGGUCGUCACUCGUAUGCAGGUUGUCGUUGAUAAAUAUCCUACUUGGUCCAUGCUCUCGCUUGUUUUUACCAGGGGAGAUGUUGUUGAAGUGGAUACCUGGGUUAGUCAGUCUGGAAAGAAUGGUAUGCGUCGUGAUUGGCUGGUUCGGGAUUGCAAUAGUGGGGAAAUUUUAACGCGAGCAUCAAGUGUGUGGGUGAUGAUGAAUAAACUGACAAGGAGAUUAUCAAAGAUUCCUGAAGAGGUUCGAGGGGAAAUAGAGCCUUAUUUUGUGAAUUCUGAUCCAGUCCUUGCCGAGGACGGCAGAAAGUUAACAAAACUGGAUGACAAGACUGCUGACUAUGUUCGAUCUGGUCUCACUCCGCGAUGGAGUGACCUAGAUGUUAACCAGCAUGUUAACAAUGUGAAGUACAUCGGGUGGAUCCUCGAGAGUGCUCCGGUGGGAAUGAUGGAGAGGCAGAAGCUGAAAAGCAUGACUCUGGAGUACCGGAGGGAGUGCGGGAGAGACAGCGUGCUUCAGUCCCUCACCGCGGUUUCGGGAUGCGAUGUCGGUAAUCUCGGGACAGCGGGGGAGGUUGAAUGUCAGCAUUUGCUCCGACUCCAGGAUGGAGCCGAAGUGGUGAGAGGAAGAACAGAGUGGAGUUGCAAGACACCAACAACGACUUGGGGCACUGCAACGUAAAACACCACAACAUGGGUCCUUUGUAAACUAUACCUCCUCCUCCUCCUCCUCCUCCUGCUGCUGCUGCUAUCUGCUAUCUGCUUGCAACUCCCCACCACCAUUUCGUUUCCUCUCAAAAGUUUGGGCCACCUUUGUAUAUUUCUUCUUCUUCCUCUUCUUUUUGUUUUUUAUUUUCCUUCGAUGGAGAUUUAUUAUAUUUAUUUAAUCUUUCUAUUUAAUUUUUGUUUCUAAUGGGAAAUGGGUGUCGUCUCUCAUUACGAUUGUGUUAUUAUGUAACCAUGUGCCCAGCGCCAGACAAGGCAAUAACUUUCUUCUUAUCCCUAAAUUUAUUGUAUUUUCCUUUAAUUUUGUAGCUGUUUCCAGCCAAACAAACACAUGGACGAAUGUACUUGUAAAGAGUUUGAUGCCUUGUAUCUGUCAUGUCAAAAUUAUUGAACGGCUAUUAAAUAGACACGAGCAACUUUA